GGGGCCAUAAACUGUGCAGAUAAGCCCAGGAUGCUCUGUUUGAGUUUCAGUUUCAAAGAACACACCUGCUUGCGGCUCUCAUGGAUUUCUUUAACAGGAUCUGGUUCGCUGUACUGAGGGAUGCACUGAUCGGAAUCGACUGACUUUGGAAACAUUUUUUUAGGUCAGAGACUCAUCCUGUCCAGCCAUGAUCGGUGUGGACUUGCGUGCCCUCACCCAGCCUGUGGGCGCCAUGCGGAUAAUGGAGACCAUCCUCACCUGCAUGUCUUUUAGCCUGGUGGCAGCAGUGGGUUACGUCUCAUCUCCCUACUGGGCGUGGUGUAUGUUUACCUGGUGCUUCUGCUUCUUCUUCACGUUUCUUAUUCUCAUCCUGGAGUUCACAACCGUCAGUGCCAAGUUACCUUUUGCUUGGGAUGAUUUCACCACUGCCUUUGCCAUGCUGGCGAGCCUCAUGUGCCUCGCCGCCUCUGUCAUCUACCCCACCUUUUUCACCUGUAAGACCUGCCACCGUCAGAUCGGUGCCUCUGUGGUGUCCUGGGUCUGCUUUGGGGUGUACGCAGGUGAGGUGGUUUUGACCCGCCUUCGUCCGAGUGGGCAGAACAGCGGGUUCCUCUCCACGUUGCCUGGCAUUAUGAAGAUGCUGGAGACGUUCCUCGCCUGUCUCAUCUUCACGUCCUUGGAGGACUGGCAGUACUCUGGCUCUUCACAACUGCAGUGGUGCGUGGCAGUGUACUCUUUGUGCUUUAUCUUUGCCAUCAUCAUAAUCCUGCUCACACUUGGACAGCUGACCUCUUACUUUCCAUUCUCCUUUGACAAGCUUGUGAUCAUCUAUAACAUAUUGGCAGCAGUGAUGUAUGUGACAGCUAUGGUGAUCUGGCCACUGUAUAGUUUCCGCACCAAUAAGAGACCCAGUGACUGUGGCCAUCUCUGUGCCUGGGAUAAACUGGUGGUGGUCACCUUCAUGACGAUCCUCAACGUCAUUGUUUACAGCCUGGACACCGCCUACUCUAUACGUCUUGUGUUCUGUGUCAGUAACCAGUGAGGCUGCUGCUCAUCAGUAACAUGAACUGAGAACAAACUGUGUCCAGGGUUUGAAUUGUUGUGUUAGACAAAAUGUUGUAUGCUAUAUCUAUUUCCUGCUAAGGCUGUUCAGCAAUUAUUAACAAAGAUAAUCAUUACUGUAAUAAAAUAUUGGGUGCCAAGUAUAUAGUCCUGUCUCCUAGAAAUUCUGCUUUGUAUACAACUAAUUUGAAAUAGCAAAACGUUUUUUAAAGGAAAUGUAAUGCAGGCAAAUUUUCUAUUAAAGGUACAGUAUGUCAUUCUGGAGAAAGACUGUUGAUUCAUUCCCAAGUUGUCAGAUACAGAGGCUUUGGGUUGAUAGCUGGACUGAACCACCAACCCAAAGCAUCAGUAACUAACGACUUAGGAAUGAAACAACAAUCAAGUAUCAUUCUCCAGGAUUGCUUUAUACUGCACCGUUAACAUAAUACAACACAUUCUCACUCUGACAUUGUCACAUAUCAACGUUUGGUCAUGGACCCUCCACAUCCAGAUACGAUGUGAAAGGUAUCCUGGGUUGACGCUCUAGGACAACAUGUCAAUUUAGGCUUGUUACAUGCAUUGUCGUCUUUCAAAAUACACUUCUGUUUUCACAGGAAAUUUACUG
Molecule: messenger RNA, 1666 nt
Organism: Epinephelus lanceolatus (giant grouper)
Lineage: Eukaryota; Metazoa; Chordata; Actinopteri; Perciformes; Serranidae
Product: myeloid-associated differentiation marker homolog
Cellular component (GO): membrane
Source: RefSeq, a predicted model, not a curated record